Messenger RNA from Fonsecaea multimorphosa CBS 102226, 1125 nucleotides. RefSeq lists its product as uncharacterized. The record is from RefSeq and is a predicted model, not a curated record. The transcript has a single exon. Lineage: Eukaryota; Fungi; Ascomycota; Eurotiomycetes; Chaetothyriales; Herpotrichiellaceae. The coding region runs from base 1 to 1125 and encodes 374 amino acids.
AUGGCACGUAAGGAGAAGCAGGCUGAGGAAGAGGCCGAACAGGAGAACAACGCCACUGCGCUCGAAGAACCAGAACCAUAUUCUGACGUCGAUGCCGAUGCCGAUGGCGACUCUGGAGGAAAGAAAGAAAAUGAGAAUGAGACAGAGACAGAGCAAAAGCCUGAGCCAGAAGGAGACUCUGCCCAUGCCGGCCAGAAGCGCAAAGAUCCGCCAACCAAUACCUCCAAAUCCGAAGCAGCAGACACUAAGGCACCACGACGACAGGGAACACGCACUUCACCUCGCAACAACACAGAGAAUAACCCUGCCUCCGCAGAGCAACUUCUCAAAUUCCUGCUCUCUCCCUCAGCGAUGCCGUAUUGCUUCCCUGAGGACGAACUUGAAGACGUCGCCAAAAAGUCCAAGGAGAAGGAGUACAAGUCAUACUCACUAACAUCUCCGUCCGAUUUUACGCCCUUCGAGCAUUUGCUCUGCACGCAUAUGCUCUCCAAGCCCCUCUCGCACACUCUCGGCAUGAGAAGCAUUCGCACUUUACUCAAUCCCCCUUUCAACCUGACCACCCCCGAGAGGAUAGUCUCCGCUGGGCAGAAGCGGGUGUGGGAAGCCCUCGAAGCCGCGCGGACCCAGCACCGCCAAAAGACCGCGUCCUACAUCUUCCGCACCGCUGAACUGUACGCUAAAUCCGAGACAAUGUUCAAACUGGCCGAGGAGGCCAACGACGACGGUUUCCACGGUGUGAUCGAGCACAUCAAAUCGACCGUCCCCGGCCUGGCCGUGACGGGCGGAGAGAUCUUCUGUCGAAGAGUCCAAUGUGUGGACGGGUGGGGGCACGCGCUUUGGCCGUUUGCGGAUUCAAAGGCCAUGGAUGCGGUCAGAAGAAUCGGAGUCCCCGUCGACGACGCAGAGGCAUUGCGCAACCUCCUCGUCAACGAGCUGGAUUGGGAUCAGAUCCGGGGGCACAUGGGCCUCCAACAGAGCAGACUGGACGAGGCACCGGCAGAGCUCGUCACAGACCAAAAAGAGGCACGGGUCCAAGUUGCCUUUGUGCUUGCGUUGGAGAGAGCUUUGGGAUGCGUGCUCGAGGGUAAAGUCGCGGAACUUAGAACCGCGGCCGCUGGGGUGUAA